Centropristis striata (black sea bass) is the source of this 1433-nucleotide messenger RNA. It is a transcript of the gene gcnt4a, whose product is annotated as glucosaminyl (N-acetyl) transferase 4a. The coding region runs from base 121 to 1410 and encodes 429 amino acids. The transcript has 2 exons. The record is from RefSeq and is a predicted model, not a curated record. NCBI's taxonomy places the organism in Eukaryota, Metazoa, Chordata, Actinopteri, Perciformes, Serranidae. Gene Ontology annotation, molecular function: acetylglucosaminyltransferase activity. Gene Ontology annotation, cellular component: membrane.
UUCUUUCUUUUGACCCUUACACGUACUAAAGAAAUGUCUCAUUAUAUUAAGGUUCUUAUGUGGAACUGUGGGGGAAGUUUGCAUGGCAGAACCGCUCAAAGACAACUUUAGAGAGCAAGAAUGAAAAUAAGAUGUGCCCACUACACACAUAGAUUGAGACACAGGUGCUUCCUGUUUUCUCUGUCUCUGCUGGUGGUCUGUCUGCUCAAGCUGGUCUACAUUAAAGUGACGGUGCAGGACAGCGUCUACAUCGAGCCGUACGGGAUCACCGUCAGCUUAUCCAGGAUCCACAAUCACAGGUAUGACGUCAACUGCUCGGCCAUCUACGAGCUGGACCCCGUGGAGAUCGGCAAAGCUCUGGAGAUAAAACGCAAAGUCAUCGUUGAUGUGGAUGACGACAGCACCGUGAGUCUGACCUCAGACUGUCAGACGUUUCUCAAAACGCGAGGUUACGAUGAGGCUCCGGUGUCGGCUGCAGAGUGGAGCUUCCCCCUGGCCUACUCCCUGGUGGUGCACAAGAACGCUCCCAUGGUGGAGCGCAUCCUCCACGCCAUCUACGCUCCUCACAACAUCUACUGCAUCCACUACGACCAGAAGUCCUCUCCACUCUUUAUAAAAGCCAUUACAAACCUGGCUCAGUGUGCUCCCAACGUCUUCAUCGCCUCCAAACUGGAGUCAGUGGAAUACGCCCACAUCAGCCGGCUCAACGCCGACCUCAACUGCCUCUCUGACCUGCUGAGGUCAGAGGUCAAGUGGAAGUAUGUCAUCAACCUGUGUGGCCAGGACUUCCCUCUCAAGUCAAACUACGAGCUGGUGACGGAGCUGCAGCAGCUGAACGGCAGCAACAUGCUGGAGUCCAGCCGGCCCAGCGAACUCAAGAAACAGCGCUUCAGCUUCCAGCACGAGCUGAAGAACGUGCCUUACGAGUACCAUCGGAUUCCCGUCAAAACCACGGUGCUGAAAAACGUUCCUCCUCAUGGCAUCGAGAUGUUCAUUGGCAGUGCAUAUUUUGUCCUGUCACGGGAUUUUGUGGAUUACAUUAGCAGCAGCCAGGUGGCAAAGGACUUCCUGGCAUGGUCCGCUGACACUUACUCACCAGAUGAACACUUCUGGGCCACCCUGGUCAGGGUCCCCGGGGUGCCUGGACACAUUCCCAGGACCGAGGCAGACAUCACAGAUCUGAGGAGUAAAACACGGCUUGUCAAAUGGAACUAUUUAGAGGGAAAUCUUUACCCGGCCUGCACGGGGACACACAUGAGGAGUGUUUGUAUUUACGGAGCGGCUGAACUCCGCUGGCUCCUCAACUAUGGUCACUGGUUCGCCAACAAGUUUGACCCCAAAGUGGACCCCAUCCUGAUCAAGUGUUUGGAGGAGAAACUGAUGGAGAAACGUCAAUAUGUGAAAACAUGAUAGUGACAAGGAGAGGAGAGAGU